Molecule: messenger RNA, 1200 nt
Organism: Jaminaea rosea
Lineage: Eukaryota; Fungi; Basidiomycota; Exobasidiomycetes; Microstromatales
Product: FAD/NAD(P)-binding domain-containing protein
Exons: 3
Molecular function (GO): FAD binding
Source: RefSeq, a predicted model, not a curated record
AUGCACAUCCUAGUCAGCGGCGCAGGAAUAGCAGGGAGCACCUUGGCGUGGUGGCUCGCCCGCACAGGCAUCCGCGUGACCCUCAUCGAGCGAGACCCCUCAUCGGUAGGCAAGGGCCACAACAUCGAUGUGCAGGGCUCGGCCCUCUCCAUCCUCGAGCGCAUGUCCCUGCUCGACACGCUCAAGGCCAACAAUACAGGAGAGCGAGGCACGACGGUCAUCGAUCAACAUGGCAAGACGCUCGCCUCCUUCCCGCUCGAGACAGGGUUGAGCCCGACGAAUCCGCACGAGAUACUCAGAGGUGACCUCUGUGGAUUGCUGCACGCUGCAGCGAUGAAGCAGUCGGGUGUGCAGACCGUCGUUGGCCGGAUUGACCCCGGGUCGGUGCUGGUCAACGAGAAGGGCGUCACCGCCUCCCUGCAUGACGGGCGACCCCUCAGCGGCGACGCACUCGUGAUCUGCGACGGGCAGUGGUCCCAUCUACGCUCGCACCUGUACGACCCGUCUGACAUUACGGUGGUGGACAAGAACUUUUUCUCCUUCUAUGCGACCAUCCCUCGCGAAGAGCAGGACGGCGAUCAAUGGUGGCUGUGCUCGGUGGAUCGCAGACGGAUGCUCACCACCCGCCCGGACCCACACGGUUCUACGCGCGCCAUGCUUCUCAAAGUGCCCUGCGAUGCGCGCGAGAAGGAGAGCCUCGAGGCGGCAUCCCGCGCUCCAAUCGCACACCAAAAGGCCCUCGCCCGCACCCUCUUCUCCUCUACCGGCUGGCAGGCAAAGCGCCUCUGCGACGGCAUCGACAAGUCAGACGACUUCUACCUGCACAAUGUCAAACAGAUACGCAUGGCGCGCUGGGUCACGCAAGAUCGCAUCAUCUGUCUAGGCGACACGGCGUACUGUCCCACCCCCCUCACAGGGAUGGGAGCUCCCCUCGCCAUCCUGGGCGCUUACACACUGGCGGGGGAGCUAUCUAUCCUCGAAGAUGACGCGACGCGGAUCCCUCAAGCCUUUUCACGCUACGAGAAAAUCUAUCGAGAGCAUGUUGAAAAGGCACAGGAGAUUCCAUUGGGCAGUCUGCUGCCGGGUAUCGCGCUGCCUUCCUCCUGGCUCGGGGUGACCGUCCUGCGUACAUUUUUAGCUUGCCUCGCACGCCUCUGCUCGACGCCGUGGAUCGCCGAUCGGCUCAGGGGGGACGGGAAA